AAUUUAGUUGCAACUAUGGAGCAGCGCCUGUUUGAAGCCGCCGAGAAUGAUGACAUCAUCGAGCUGAUGGACAUUCUGCAAUCGGGGUCACUGGAGGGGUCAUCACUGGACAUCAACUGUCGGAACAACUUCGGACAGUCGGCUCUGGACGUGGCUGUAGACUCCGGGUGUCUAUCGGCAGCAGAGGGUCUCCUGAACAGCGGUGCACAGGUGGGGAGCGCCAUCUUGUACGCCGUGGACAGGCAGGACCUGGCGGCCGUUCGGAUGAUUUUAGACAAGAGAUCAACUGAGGAUGUUACGGGCAGUUUGGCGAAGGAGAAUGAGUGUCAUCAUAGCUGCAUGUUUUCAUCCGACAUGACCCCUCUUAUACUCGCGGCUCACAACAACAACUACCGCAUCCUGAAGCUUCUGUUGGACCGAGGCUUCACCCUCCUGGACCCGAGCACCUACUCCUGGGCGUCCGGCGUGAGGCAGUCCAGCGCCUGGCUCAGCACGUACCGGGCCAUGAGCAGUCCCUACUACAUCCUCCUCACGUCGGACGACCCGUUCUUCACCGCCUUCACCACGGCCAGGACGCUCAGAGACGUCUGCUGGAAGCGGGAGAACUACCGGGGCCGGCUGGAGGAGAUGGCGGACCAGUGUGAGACUUUUGCCGCCGAGCUGCUGGACGAAGUCCGGGACUCCGAGGAGCUGGAGGCUGUGCUGGGGUACAGCAGGAGUGAUCAGCAGCCCCCAUACACAACCUUGGAGAUGGCAGUGGACCUCAAGCAGAAGAGGUUCGUGUCGCACCACCUGUGUCAGGAGUACGGGCUGCUGCUGGACCUGCCUGCCGCAGAGUGGGAGUCCUGGUCCCGCAUGUACGUCAUUCUCUUCAACCUCACGCUGUGUCUGUUCUGCCCCCUGCUGUGUCUGGUUCACAUCAUCGCACCUAACACUGUGGCCGGGAGAAUGGCGUCGAUCCCGUACAUCCGUGACCUGUUCUGGUCGGUGUCUGAGGUGCUGAUGCUGGCGGUGGUGAGGUGGGAGGCGGAGUAUCAGAUCGGGCGGGACGAGAUCAACAAGAUCGCGCGCGGGGAUCCCACUCCGGUUAUCAUAACUUCGUACCCCCAGAUCAUCAUCAUGAUCUGGAUACUAGGGUUGUUGAUAGAGGAACUGCAGGAGAUCUGGUACCAGGGACUCCGGUACCACUUCACCCGGCUGUGGAACCUGCUGGACUUCGCCAUCCUGGCCACCUACAUCACACAGCUGGUACUGAGGAUCAUCGCUUAUAGAUGGUGGGGUCAUUACAGUGAGGCAUUUGACUGGCUCGUCAUGAUCAGGGCCCACCCGGACAUCUUCCAGCCCGUGAUGAUUGCGGAGGGACUGUUCGCCAUCUUCGCCGUGCUCGUGGUGCUCCGGGCCAUGGGCAUCUGCAGCUUGAGCAGGAACUUAGGAACCCUGCAGAUCUCCUUCGGGAGGAUGAUGUUCGACAUCCUGAAGUUCAUCACCAUCCUGGCGCUGGUGAUGUUCGCGUUCAGCUGCGGCUUCCACCGGCUGUACCGGUACUACGGCGCCGUGCACGGCUACAUGUGCGACGAGCACGGGCAGAGCCACCUGAAAACCGCCAGCUGUCUCAGGCCACACGGAUACGCCACACUGCUUGGGACGGCUGAGUCGCUGUUCUGGGCCCUGUUCGGCAUGGGGGACCUGACCAUGCUGGAACUGACGCCGCGUGCCCAUCCGGAUCCGAACGUGGUGUUCCAGAACCUGGGCAAGCCGGUCUUCACGGAGACCCUGGGCAAGAUCAUGUUCGUCAUGUACCACGUGAUCGCCGUCCUGGUGCUGCUGAACCUGCUGAUCGCGAUCAUGAACGCCUCCUACCAGAUCACGGAGGACAACAAGGAGGCAGAGUGGACGUACCGGCGGCUGAAGGACAUGAUGUUCCACCGGAGGGUGGGUCUGACUCUGCCGCCUCCCUACAACCUGCUGGUGCUGGUGAGGGACGUACUGGUGUGGACGUGGCGUCGGGUCUCACACUCACAGAGGCGCGAUGUCGGUUCUCAUGACAACGAAGAGGAAGAUGUACGAACCACGAUAAUCUCAGAGGAACGGUUCAAGAUGGUGGCUGAGCGACUGGCAAAGCGGUACAUCCUCCGCAGGGAAAGAGAGACGAACCGAACCAAUCACAAUUGAGGCUAUAAGCUAGCAUACAUGUAG
Branchiostoma belcheri (Belcher's lancelet) is the source of this 2196-nucleotide messenger RNA. Its product is annotated as short transient receptor potential channel 5-like. The record is from RefSeq and is a predicted model, not a curated record. Gene Ontology annotation, biological process: calcium ion transmembrane transport; regulation of cytosolic calcium ion concentration; manganese ion transport. Bases 16 to 2172 code for a protein of 718 amino acids. Gene Ontology annotation, molecular function: store-operated calcium channel activity; inositol 1,4,5 trisphosphate binding; protein binding. Gene Ontology annotation, cellular component: membrane; cation channel complex. The transcript has 11 exons. NCBI's taxonomy places the organism in Eukaryota, Metazoa, Chordata, Leptocardii, Amphioxiformes, Branchiostomatidae.